AUGGAAGCUGACCUCGAACCUUUGUUCGGCUGCCUACAGUUGGCAGGUCCUGACAUGUUGAUUGAUGGAUACGAUCAAUACAACGAAAAGGAAAAUGAAGUCGUCAACAUCUCCCCCGACGAGGGCUCUGAAGAGCCUACAGAUGCUCUUCCCAGAGCAGAUGAUUACGAAGCCAUGAAAAGACAUGUCCUCGUCGACCUACCCGACACUGAGCCCGAGGCCGAAACAUACAACACCUGGCACAUAGAAAAAUGGCGGACACUGUCAAGAAGAGAACAUGGACCGACCUUUGAGUGCGGUGGCCAUCCUUGGAGGGUCCUCUUCUUCCCCUAUGGAAACCAGGUAGACUGCGCUUCUUUCUACCUGGAGCACGGCUUCGAAGGCGAUCCUCCUGCGGAUUGGUAUGCCUGCGUCCAAUUCUCCCUCGUCCUAUGGAACCCGAACGAUCCAUCCUUAUUCCGCACACAUUCCGCCACUCACCGAUUCAACGCCAAAGAAGGUGAUUGGGGUUUCACAAGAUUUGUAGAACUCAGAAAAGCAUUCCACCAGCCUUGGGAAGAAGGAACGAGACACCUCAUCGAGAAUGACGAAGCAAACUUGACUGCAUACAUACGCAUCAUCAAAGAUCCUACUGGUGUACUGUGGCACAACUUUGAAGGAUAUGAUUCAAAGAAGGAAACAGGAAUGGUGGGCUUGAAAAAUCAAGGAGCAACAUGCUACCUCAACUCCCUCAUACAAUCACUAUACUUCACCGACGCCUUCCGCAAAGCCGUAUACCAGAUUCCAACCGAACAGGAAGCGAAUCGAAGUAACAGCGCAUGGACUCUGCAAAGAUUAUUCUACAGACUACAAAAGGACAAAUUCGCAGUCUCGACCAACGAACUAACGGCGUCUUUCGGCUGGGAUACCCGACAGAUCUUUGAACAACAAGAUGUGCAGGAGCUGUCUCGAAUACUGAUGGAAAAUCUGGAGAAGAAGAUGAAAGGCACCCCGGCGGAGAGAACACUCCCAGAGUUGUUUGUCGGCAAGACGAAGACAUACAUCUCCUGCAUCAAUGUGGACUUUGAAUCUUCCAGGAUAGAAGAAUUCUGGGAUCUGCAGCUCAAUGUCCGCGGCAACAAAAACUUGCACGAAAGUUUCAUGGACUAUAUUCAGGUGGAGACCCUGGAAGGCGAGAACAAAUAUGAUGCGGGUGAGCCUUACAAGCUGCAAGACGCAAGGAAAGGCGUCAUCUUUGAGAGUUUCCCGCCAGUUCUACAUCUACAGUUGAAACGAUUUGAGUACGACAUCAAUCGUGACGCCAUGAUGAAGGUCAACGACAGACACGAAUUCCCUGAAAAUUUUGACGCCUCCCUAUACCUUUCUGAUGAAGCCAAGGCAUCUACGAACGAGCCUUGGAUGUACGAACUGCACGGAGUAUUGGUGCAUAGCGGUGAUUUCAAUGCUGGCCAUUAUUACGCUUUCCUCAAGCCGACCAAGGAUGGUCAUUUCUACAAAUUCGACGAUGACAGAGUUACUCGAGCCACUAUGAAAGAGGUACUAGAGGAGAACUAUGGUGGCGAGUACGCUAAUGUCGCUAAUGGCGGGCCUGGGCAACGGCAGCCCUACAUGAGGGGCUACUCUACCAAGCGAUCCAUGAAUGCCUACAUGUUGGUGUACAUUCGAAAAAGCAGAGUGGACCAAGUUCUUCUCGGAGUCCAAGAAACCGACAUCCCAUCACAUAUCGAAAGAAGGAUUUCUGAGGAGCAAACCGAACUGGCCAGAAAGAAGAAAGAACGCGAAGAAGCACAUCUCUACAUGAACGUUGGCCUGAUAACCGAGAAGACCUUCCAGUCUCACCACUCGUUCGACCUCACGAACUAUGAUCUAGAAUCUAGCGACCCAGCAGCUCCACAGGUCCAUCGACUAUUGCGUACAACCAAAGUCAGCGAAUUUGCAGCCACAGUUGCCGAACAGGAAGGCCUUGGUCCGGAGCAAAUCAGAUUUUGGGUCAUGGUUGGCAGGCAGAACAAGACAAAUCGUCCAGACCAGCCAAUCCGAGAAGUCGACAUUUCCAUCGAAGAAGCUAUGAAUAAAUACGGGUCUAGGGGACGUCCGUUUUAUUUGUGGGCUGAAGGUGCCCCAAGAUCAGAAGAUGGCAAAGUCCAUUUCCCUGACACAACACAAGGCGCUGGUGGCAAUGCUCCGAUUUUGGUGUUUCUCAAGUACUUCGACGUGAAAGCGCAGACGUUGACCGGUGUUGGACAUGUCUAUGUCAGAAAACUCGACAAGGUCGCGGACGCUGCACCGCAAAUCAACAAAAUGAUGCAGUGGGAUCCGAGCACGUCGAUACUUCUGUUCGAGGAAAUCAAGUUUUCAAUGAUCGAAGCGAUGAAGCCGAAGCAAACAUUCCAGCAAUCCGAGAUCCAAGAUGGCGACAUCAUUUGCUUCCAGCAAAACCUGCCCGAUCUCGAUUCGUCCACAGUCACCUACACCGAUGCUCGUCAGUACUACGACUACCUUUUGAACAAAAUACCCGUCACAUUCUAUCCCAGACCAGGAACAGAAGGGGAAGCUUUCGUGCUAAACCUCAGCAAGAAGAUGACCUAUGAUCAAUUCUCCGGCAAAGUUGGCGAUCAUCUGAAGGUGGACCCCACUCACAUCCGCUUCGCUACCAUCAGUGCAACGAACAACAAGAUCAAGAUGUGGAUUAAACGUGGCUUGAAUCACAACCUCAAUCAGAUCUUACAAUCACAGUUUUCCUCUUAUGGUGGGUAUGCCACGCAUCGUCCCGAUGGUUUAUACUACGAAGUCCUGGAAACGAGUCUGGCCGAUUAUGAGACCAAGAAAAUUAUGAAAGUCAUUUGGCUUAGCGAUGGCAUCAGCAAAGAGGAACAACUGGAGGUACUCGUCGCCAAGAACGGCAUCAUCGGAGACUUGAUCAGUGGCAUCGCGACUAAACUGAAACUUGAUGAAGAAGUUGCGCGAAACAUUCGCAUUCUCGAAGUGCAUGGGGGUAAAAUCCACAAGGAACUGAUCGAGGAUUUCAACGUCGUUGGCGUCAACGAGUUCACAACUUUAUACGCCGAAAGAAUACCGGACGAGGAGCUCAACGCCUCAGAUGAUGACAGAUUCAUAUACUGUUACCAUUUUGACAAAGAGGCCAACAAACCGCAUGGCGUCCCCUUCAAGUUCAUGCUCAAGCCCGGCGAGACGUUGAAGGAGACGAAAGAACGAAUCAGCAAGAGGACAGGUAUCAAGGGCAAGCUUCUACAACAGAUCAAGUUCGCUCUGGUGUCCAGAGCAUUGUACGCCAAACCCAAAUAUCUCGAAGAUGACGAUGUCAUAGUGGACCUCAUCCAAGACGGAGAUGAAAUGCUUGGUCUAGAUCAUGUCAACAAGGCCAGAAAUUUCUGGGGUAGGGCAGAAGGCAUGUUCAUUCGAUAG
Exophiala viscosa is the source of this 3426-nucleotide messenger RNA. Its product is annotated as ubiquitin thiolesterase. The record is from RefSeq and is a predicted model, not a curated record. NCBI's taxonomy places the organism in Eukaryota, Fungi, Ascomycota, Eurotiomycetes, Chaetothyriales, Herpotrichiellaceae. The transcript has 3 exons. Gene Ontology annotation, biological process: regulation of protein stability; protein deubiquitination. Gene Ontology annotation, cellular component: cytosol; nucleus. The coding region runs from base 1 to 3426 and encodes 1141 amino acids. Gene Ontology annotation, molecular function: protein binding; cysteine-type deubiquitinase activity.